Trichogramma pretiosum is the source of this 867-nucleotide messenger RNA. RefSeq lists its product as uncharacterized. Bases 93 to 440 code for a protein of 115 amino acids. NCBI's taxonomy places the organism in Eukaryota, Metazoa, Arthropoda, Insecta, Hymenoptera, Trichogrammatidae. The record is from RefSeq and is a predicted model, not a curated record. The transcript is spliced from 3 exons.
GCGGAAUCAGUAGCUUGUGUGUGCUCGAAUCGCGACUGCCUCGAUCAAAUAAAUCGGUCCAAUCUUUUUUUUUGUUCACUAAAGUCGGAAAAAUGAACCGUCGAUUCUUUCACGCCAAUGCGGCAUUGAUUAGAAAUCGUGUGUCAUCGAGUAGAAAUCGCCUACCGCGUCUAUUAAUACAGAGAUCGCACCAGAGCAUCAUGCAUGAUUUCUUGAGUUAUGGCCAUAGUCGCCCGGAUUCCUACACCAAUAACGGGGUUCGUCCUGACGCUCUAUCACGAUUGCUUUAUUACAUUUAUUACAGGAAUAGGGCCUCGGCCUCCCUUUUGGCAUUUGGAGUAAUAAUGCUUACAGCAAUUUUUGUAUACAUGCUAAACUGUACAGGACUCGUCAGUAGGCACGGCAGCCGACUCAGUAACCAUUGGGUGCGAAUUGCAUGAAGACGUCUGGAUGUAUAUUUUAAACGUAUUAUAAGUAAGAAGAUCGCCACGUUUAGCAAGAGUGGCGAAGAGAGCGACGCAAUGUGUAGGCACGCGAGGCGUCGCGAUUUUUUCUAUUGUUUUUAUUGAUUGAUGACCGAUUUUUUGUGUAAAACUAGUGAACUCCUUUGUAUGACUUUUACCUUUAGAUAUUUCAACUCGAUAACAUGGAACGCGCGUGUACAAAUUUUGUACUAAAAAAAAAUUAUAAUACGUUAUAAUAUGAGUUUGAUCCAUUAUAAUAUAUACAUGCAUAUAUAGUAUGAGGAUUUCAAAUUUUCAUCGAUUAUGUACGUAUUAGGAAUGCACCAAAUACGUUUUGCCAAGCACCUGUAGCAGGUUGUAUUUAACGUACAUAUAAUAAAACGGAAUGGUUAUUGCAAUUUGA